AUGGCAUCCCAAAAUGAAGUUGAUGAUAUGAUUAAACGUGUACAAACAUCUAAAGGUGUUCAAGGAAUACCUAUUCGAACAAGCAUGGAUAAUGAUACAACAUUGCAUUAUGCUGCUUUAAUAAGUCAAUUGAUUGUCCAUGCUAAACGUGUUGUCAGAGAAAUCGAUUCAAGUCAAGAACUAGAACAACUUCGCCUUCGUUCAUACAAACAUGAAAUUAUCGUUGCACCAGAGAGUAAAUACAUUAUGAUUGUAAUUCAAGUACCCGAAGCUGUUUAA
Adineta steineri is the source of this 279-nucleotide messenger RNA. NCBI's taxonomy places the organism in Eukaryota, Metazoa, Rotifera, Eurotatoria, Adinetida, Adinetidae. The record is from the annotation of a GenBank genome assembly.